Molecule: messenger RNA, 1100 nt
Organism: Sitodiplosis mosellana (orange wheat blossom midge)
Lineage: Eukaryota; Metazoa; Arthropoda; Insecta; Diptera; Cecidomyiidae
Gene: bonsai
Product: 28S ribosomal protein S15, mitochondrial
Exons: 3
Coding region: 123-995 (290 amino acids)
Source: RefSeq, a predicted model, not a curated record
ACGCAUUGAGGUUAGGUAUCAAAAUUCGGAGCCCACUACACAAGUUGUCAAUCGGUUGAUUAGCUCGUACUUCUGUUUUUGGCCUUGGUUUUCUUUUUUAUAAAUAACAAAAAUAAAAUAGAAUGUUCAAUUUUGUUGCAAAACAAUCGUUCAAUACGACCCGAAAUAUUGUUAUAAAUCCAGCAAUAUUAGCACGCACCAAAGUGGUCGAUCUCAAAGUGAAAUGGGAACGACCCGAACGAGUUUCACGCUAUAGUCGUGUGAGAAGUGGCGAUAUUGGCACUUACGUUCAACCAGAUCCAUCGAAUGUUUGCCUACAAUAUCAAUAUGCCACCGAAUUAGAAAAUGCCGAGCCAAAUGUACGAAAUCAAUUCACCCUUGGAUGGCAUCCAAUGGAAUACAGCAAAGAGUUUUAUGAGAAAUCUUUGAUGGACUCGGUACGAUCACAUCGCUAUGACUAUACAUCGCCUGUGGCCAUGAUUGCUCAACUGACCGGCAGCAUUCGAUUCAUGCAACACGCAAUAGAAAACGGUAUUGUGCACAGUCGAAAGCGACACUUUUACAAACUGGAAACGUAUAGAUUGAUUCAGGCACGUAUUCAAUUGAUUAAAAAUCUACGUGAAACCGACUAUAAACAGUACGAAUGGCUGCUGGAACGAUUGGAUUUGGAAUUUAAGCCAAAGCCACAAAAGGAAGAUGAAAUUAUGGUUGCAAGAAAAGAGGGUUUGCGUCAAUUGACCAGAACCUAUUGCGAAGAUGUACGAAAACAAAAAUUGGACGCUUAUCGAAAAGAAUUGGAAUCACAACAGUUGCCAUUCUUGGCGCAAAAAUUGAAGAAUUUAAAAUUUAUUCGAAACGAACAGAUUGCACUGAAAGUCGAUAUAACGAUUUCCAAACAGCAAAUUGACGAGGUCCGACAACAGUACGAGCAAUUGAAGAUAGUGGAAGAUACCAAAAAGAUCGAACCAACCAAAAAGAAAUGGAAGAUCUACUAAGAAAAAAACAAACAAAACAAAACCCAUUUGUGUAUGGAUGUUAAUUUUUUAGUAUUCAAGGGAUAAAUCAAAUAAAACCAGGAUGUUUUCAAAAAUAAAAAAAAA